UUAUAUAAAAUUUUCAACCCCCGUUGCGCCUCAGAUACGAUCUUGUGCUAUUAAAAAAAAGUAUAUAGAAGAAUUCUACUACAAAAAUUUAUAUAAUCAAGAUUUUUGUCAGCAAAAUUUUGGCCAUAAAAACUUUUGUAAAAGGUUUUGUACAGCACCAUUAGCACCAUCCAUAAAAACGGAGACUCAAAAUA
Racocetra persica is the source of this 194-nucleotide messenger RNA. NCBI's taxonomy places the organism in Eukaryota, Fungi, Glomeromycota, Glomeromycetes, Diversisporales, Gigasporaceae. The record is from the annotation of a GenBank genome assembly.